AUGUCUGGAACUCUCUCCUCCCUCACCUCUGGAACUCUUUCCUCUGGAACUCUCUCCCCCCUCACCUCUGGAACUCUCCUCUGGAACUCUCUCCCCCCUCAUCUCUGGAACUCUCUCCCCCUCAUCUCUGGAACUCUCUCCUCCCUCACCUCUGGAACUCUCUCCUCUGGAACUCUCUCCCUCCUCACCUCUGGAACUCUCCUCUGGAACUCUCUCCCCCCUCAUCUCUGGAACUCUCUCCCUCCUCACCUCUGGAACUCUCCUCUGGAACUCUCUCCCCCCUCAUCUCUGGAACUCUCUCCCUCCUUACCUCUGGAACUCUCCUCUGGAACUCUCUCCCCCCUCAUCUCUGGAACUCUCUCCCCCCUCACCUCUGGAACUCUCCUCUGGAACUCUCUCCCCCCUCAUCUCUGGAACUCUCUCCCCCUCAUCUCUGUAACUCUCUCCCCCCCCCCAUCUCUGGAACUCUCUCCCCCCUCACCUCUGGAACUCUCCUCUGGAACUCUCUCCCCCCUCAUCUCUGGAACUCUCUCCCUCCUCACCUCUGGAACUCUCCUCUGGAACUCUCUCCCCCCUCAUCUCUGGAACUCUCUCCCUCCUCACCUCUGGAACUCUCCUCUGGAACUCUCUCCCCCCUCAUCUCUGGAACUCCCCCCUCACCUCUGGAACUCUUCUCUGGAACUCUCUCCCCCCUCAUCUCUGGAACUCUCUCCCCCUCAUCUCUGUAACUCUCUCCCCGCUCACCUCUGGAACUCUCUUCUCUGGAACUCUCUCCCCCCUCACCUCUGGAACUCUCCUCUGGAACUCUCUCCCCCCUCACCUCUGGAACUCUCCUCUGGAACUCUCUCCCCCCUCAUCUCUGGAACUCUCUCCCCCUCAUCUCUGGAACUCUCUUCUCCCUCACCUCUGGAACUCUUUCCUCUGGAACUCUCUCCCCCCUCACCUCUGGAACUCUCCUCUGGAACUCUCUCCCCCCUCAUCUCUGGAACUCUCUCCCCCUCAUCUCUGGAACUCUCUCCUCCCUCACCUCUGGAACUCUCUCCUCUGGAACUCUCUCCCUCCUCACCUCUGGAACUCUCCUCUGGAACUCUCUCCCCCCUCAUCUCUGGAACUCUCUCCCUCCUCACCUCUGGAACUCUCCUCUGGAACUCUCUCCCCCCUCAUCUCUGGAACUCUCUCCCCCCUCACCUCUGGAACUCUCCUCUGGAACUCUCUCCCCCCUCAUCUCUGGACCUCUCUCCCUCCUCACCUCUGGAACUCUCCUCUGGAACUCUCUCCCCCCUCAUCUCUGGAACUCUCUCCCUCCUCACCUCUGGAACUCUCCUCUGGAACUCUCUCCCCCCUCAUCUCUGGAACUCUCUCCCUCCUCACCUCUGGAACUCUCCUCUGGAACUCUCUCCCCCCUCACCUCUGGAACUCUCUCCCCCUCAUGUCUGGAACUCUCUCCUCCCUCACCUCUGGAACUCUCUCCUCCCUCACCUCUGGAACUCUCUCCCCCUCAUGUCUGGAACUCUCUCCUCCCUCACCUCUGGAACUCUCUCCCCCCUCAUCUCUGGAACUCUCUCCCCCCUCAUCUCAGAAACCCGGACUCACUAA
Knipowitschia caucasica is the source of this 1596-nucleotide messenger RNA. Lineage: Eukaryota; Metazoa; Chordata; Actinopteri; Gobiiformes; Gobiidae. The record is from the annotation of a GenBank genome assembly.